AGUCUUCAUGGAAGUGGCUGUGCCUUUAGACGACAAUUAUAUUGUGGAGGUUUUAUUCUACGAGAACGUAAACAACCAGUUCAGAAGGAGCUUCAUUGAGCUACAGUUCAAAUUUUGCACGUUCAUAUUCAAAGAACCCAUCUUUGGAGCCGCUAUAAGGAAGCAUAUAACCAGUGUUGACAGUUGUCCCUUACCAGCGGGCUCCUAUCACCUGUACAAUAUGACCGCGGCUGCCGACCAUCUGCCAAAGCUGCCAUUUUCAAAAGGUCGGAUCUACAUGUACCUGAAAACAAAGUUGAGAUCUGUCCUCAAGGGGUACUGCGAUAUGGAGCUGAAGAGGAAGAAAAUUACAAAACAUUAAUAUUGAUCCAAUUUUGAUUUAAAAAAAAUUAAAGUUUAAAAAUAUAUUGUAAAACAUUCUUACAGGGAACAAAAUGGAUACUAGCCCCAAUGCAAAAGAGUUCGUCUAGCAAUACAGAAAUAUU
Messenger RNA from Leguminivora glycinivorella, 485 nucleotides. RefSeq lists its product as uncharacterized. NCBI's taxonomy places the organism in Eukaryota, Metazoa, Arthropoda, Insecta, Lepidoptera, Tortricidae. Bases 8 to 361 code for a protein of 117 amino acids. The transcript is spliced from 3 exons. The record is from RefSeq and is a predicted model, not a curated record.